Anopheles coluzzii is the source of this 1786-nucleotide messenger RNA. Its product is annotated as trypsin delta-like. Gene Ontology annotation, biological process: proteolysis. Bases 866 to 1744 code for a protein of 292 amino acids. Gene Ontology annotation, molecular function: serine-type endopeptidase activity. Lineage: Eukaryota; Metazoa; Arthropoda; Insecta; Diptera; Culicidae. The transcript is spliced from 3 exons. The record is from RefSeq and is a predicted model, not a curated record.
AAAAAGAACUACAACAAUCUAUGAAGAUUUUGUCCGACUCUUGCUCCAAAACAUAUGAAAUGUAAAAGCGAAUGUUGCAUUACGAAACAGCUGUUCAGCUGUAUAAAUAUACGAAAAUUUCCGGAACGUACAACAACAAAUACAAAAUCUAUGACGUCAAUGCAUAAUGUCUGUCAGAUUUAAUGUUCACCUUGGAACUCUGACUAAAACUGAUUACAUACACAGUGAGACUAUGGCUUACUAAAACUGGUUGAAUCAAAUAAGAGUAUGCAGAAUCCCAAGAAUAUUACAAAUAAUUCAAACAAAUGUUUGAACUAAGCAACAACUAACAUUAAGAUCAUGAAGUUUCGUAGAAAAAUGUUUUUAUCGAAGUACAUGAGGGAGAGUCUGUAUGCUUUUGAUUAUUUUUAUAGCUUCUGUUAAACAUUUGAGUGUCAGAUGUUUGUUAUAAAGUAAAUGGAAUAAUUUAUAUAAAAAGCCAAAUUAGCCAUUUAUUAUCUUGAAGGCACUUACACAGAAAGUGUAUUUCGAUCUGAAUUAGAUGGAUGUAAGACCAUAACUAAAGAGUAUCCUCAUCGAUGUGUGAUAAAAGAAACUCUGAAAACUGUUUAAAGGAACAGUCCAGGAAGUCACAUGACCACCCGAUCGGUGAACAUAUGAACUAUUCCUGUCCAGGAGUUUGGUGCUACUGUUUGUUAUAUGCUUAUCUGUCUUAAAAACAAGUCAUUAAUGUUUGCCAUAUCUCACUGUGCGAUGAGAUACAACACUUGUUUAAAUGAGUGUCUGGGCGUGCGACUGUUGUAAGCUGACACGCAAAUAAAUGCCAAAGAACAUAAGAAGACAAUCCUGAUGUGCUUUAAAUACCAUGAGAGCUUCACCACAGUACCACAGUUGCUGCAGUAUCAAGAUGGUAUCACUGGUAAAGGUCCUUUGUGCCGUGGUUUUGGUGUCGUGCCCAAGUCAUGUGUUUGCUAGUGACAUUAAUAUGAAAAACCAUACUGAAAAAGCAAUUCAAAAAGCGUUCACAACUUCACUACAGCUUGAAACCAGCAAUUAUUCCCAUUCAGGACGAAUUUUUAAUGGAAAGAAUGCUAAUAUCGCAUCAUACCGUUACGUAGUGUGUCUACUUGAGAACAAAUCUUGUGAAUGUGGAGCUAGUGUUAUUACGUACUAUCACGCGUUGACUGCAGCUCACUGUGUGUACCCCAAUCCGAACAUUUCUAAGUUUGCGUUGUACGGAGGCAGUGCGUCGCUGAGCAAAGGUGGGAUCGUGUUUUAUCUCAGUAAAAUCGUAAUUCAUCCUUUAUAUAAUCCAAAGACAAACUAUUACGACGUAGCAAUACUUCAAGUGAAAAAAUCCCUAGAAGGAUACAAAAACAUUGCUCGCAUACCACUGCAAGACGCUGAAGUUCCUAGCAAUACUUUAUGUUACGUAGCUGGAUGGGGCUAUAAUUUAAAGACUAAUCCAGAUAAUCUACAAUAUGCCACCCAACUAACAGUGUCACAACAACAAUGCUCUGCUGCUUGGCCUGGUUCAAUUAUGUCCGCGAACAUUUGCACUAAGCAAGGCACAGACGGAGAUUUAUGUAACGGCGAUAGUGGAGGCCCAUUGGUCUGCAAAGGCAAGCUAACAGGUGUCAUUUCUUUUGGUGGAAUACCCUGUGACAGUAGUCCACCUACCGUUUUUGCUAAAGUUUCAGCUCCUACCAUUCGGUCAUUUAUUAAAACAUAUGCGGGAAUUUAAAAUGUAUUAAAAAAUAAAUGCUGCACAGUGUUAUUUGAUUAA